AUGGCCGAGGAGAAGCCCUUGCCUCAUGUCUCGAUCUUGCAGAACAGCUCGAUUCGUCUACCUGACUUCAAGCCGUACCAACCUAAUCCUGCUCUGAACUACACCCCGGAGUUCCAACGACACACUUGCAAAGACUGCAAAAGGCUGAUCUUGGAGCUCCUUGAACACCCAGUAGGUCGCUCUCCAGAUGAAUACAGCAACUUUGAAAGUCACCGUGAUGGGCUUCUGUCCACGUUAGUCCAUGGUUCGGCCAGUUGCCGCGUAUGCGCCAUUAUCAUCAAUCAGAUUCUAUGCGAUCGCACUGAUGUUCAGCAUGAAUUCACUCAUUAUCAGCUUGCUUUGCCACUCAAGAAGAAUAGUUUCUGUGUCAGGCUCACAAAUGAUUCAGAAACGGCUGACACCGCCGGGAGAAACAUUUAUGGCGAAUUUGCCCUUUAUCGCAGCGAAUUACCAAAUGAGUUCUCUUGGUUAGAUUAUGGGAUUGUCUAUACGCCCACGUGGACCGAUUUGUCUGUUGUUAGUUUUCAGCCGUAUCUUGCGUCACGAGAUUAUCCUUGCCGUGAAAAGGCAAUCGACAAAAUCAAGGGCUGGAUAGAUACCUGUGAAGCGGAACAUGAUCACUGUGCCCAACAACACUCUACGGGGCUCCCUAAACGGGUCCUCAAGAUUGCAAACGAUAACAUUUCUCUCUACAUAUCCCAGAAAAAGGAUGUUCCAACUGAAGAUCAACGCUACGUCGCUCUGAGUUACCGAUGGGGGAACGAUCUUCCGUUGAAACUAACCCAGAACACGUUGGGCGACUUCAUCAAAGGAUACCCCAUCUCCAAGCUGCCUGAUACUCUCCAAGACGCGGUGCGCAUCUCUCGCAAUCUAGGCUUCAAGUUUAUCUGGAUCGAUGCCCUCUGUAUCGUCCAGGAUGACGAAAAUGACUGGGUGGAACAGUCGGCCCUGAUGGCGGAUAUCUACCAACACAGUAGCCUCAACCUGUGCGCGGCGGACUCAGCAGGCUGUGGCUCAGGAAUGGUGGAAAUGGCAGCGCCGCACUUGAUGGAAAUUACUACUGCAGUGACCCAAUCUGCAGACACUGGUUCAAGAGAGACAGUAGUUCUGGUGGGAGGCCCUAUCUCUACCGCCAUUAUCGACUGGGAUAGAUGUGGGCUUCUUUCCAGGGGAUGGGUCUUCCAGGAGGGCCUCUGCUCCCCUCGCGGCCUCUAUGUUAGCCGUCGGCACGGCUUGUUUUGGGACUGCGGGGCGAUGAUCGAUAUGAUUGACAGGCGUGAGUCAAUAUCGACCGGGGAUUUUGAUCAUGCAUUCAACCCACGCACCGAGAGGCGGUCUUUUUUGUCUCUUACAAAAAAUGCGAACCGUCACUCUAUGGCAGUCCGAGAUUUCUCCUUCACCUGGUAUGACUGGAUGGAGCUCUAUACAUCGAGAUACCUCACGCGAAAAACAGAUCGUCUCCCCGCCGUAGCGGGUAUGGCCUCUUAUGUCGCCUCGCUAUCGGGAAUGAAGUACAAGGCCGGAUUGUGGGAGGAGGAUAUCCUACGCGGAUUGAUGUGGCGUAGAGGCAGUUCGCGCCACGCCAAGCGAGUACCAGGAGGCGCACCUACAUGGAGCUGGGCUUCGAUCACCGGGCCAGUCUAUUAUGAUGAGUUCUUUACCAUGCGUGUUAACCACCGUGGGAAGAUUGAUCAUUGUGCCGAGUUGGACCUCGACAUCAUGGACACGACCAUUGAAGAAGAGCAGCCAGGUACAUUUGGGAAUGUACGGCGCGGAGAAAUCAAGGCCUCUGGCGUCUUGAAGCACGCCGCGACGAUGUUGCUGAGAGAACAGUGGAAUACGAAAUGGGAAUUCGACAUACAGCCUAAAGAACCCGAAGCUGACGUCCUCGAACAUUGCCAAGUACUGCGGCUCGCCAAAGCCUACCGGGAUAAGGAGGGUACCCCCCCAGUUGUCUAUUUUCUAAUUAUCCGGGAAACAGGCCGGCGCGAAAAAGGAUACCAGCGCGUCAGCCAAGGGUGUAUUGUGCUAAAAUACGACCAGCAUCCGAAUCGUUGGAAAAGAUUUCGUAUUUUUUCUAGCACAAAGCCUAAUUAUGGGUUUUCAGAGGAGGAGGUAUGGAGGGAGCUUAAGAAAGUUGCGUUGACUCUUAUUUAA
Messenger RNA from Fusarium mangiferae, 2157 nucleotides. RefSeq lists its product as uncharacterized. The record is from RefSeq and is a predicted model, not a curated record. The coding region runs from base 1 to 2157 and encodes 718 amino acids. NCBI's taxonomy places the organism in Eukaryota, Fungi, Ascomycota, Sordariomycetes, Hypocreales, Nectriaceae. The transcript has a single exon.